AUGUCGUCCUUCGGUUAUUACCUACGACACGUGUUUUCGAUUUCGACCCUACUCUCUCUCCAUCUUUCUGAUUCUAACGGCUGGCGGAUCGAACACGUUCAUUAUUCUUACAUCAUUGUUCGGAAACUUCUUGAGUUGAAAUCUUCUCGUUUGUGUGUGCAAGCUAUACUCGAAGGAAGAAUAAGCAAUUCCUCGUGGUUACCGAAACGAUCGGCCAGGACUCUACUACCGAGCCAGAUAUUUUUCAGUAGGACCACGAACUCCUGGUGGUUUUUUCUCAGGAAGAGGAAAAUCUUUACAAGCCCUGACUACAUUGAGGAACUGACCGCUGGGUCAUCCAGGCAAGGUCAACUCGACCGGGACUAUUCCGGACCAGACCAAUCCCAUCCGAUCAACCGCUGGCGGUCCUCACCCAAUAAAGUAGGAAAGAUGCCCUGGAGCUCGUACUCUAGGAUGUGGAGGAUUCGAUGCGAGUACAUCGUCAACGAUACUACCACACAUCGCCUACCCCCUAAAAACUUCUCUCUUUUUGUGCCUCCAUUGAAUGAUAAAUGGUCCUGGCCAACAAUACGUCAUUCCUUCGGUGACCGUCCUUUCUUAAAAGCUCUUUAUUUUUACAGUACGGGUACCCUCACAAUUUUGAGUUAUAUCUCUAAUCUUAUCUAUUCUACAUUGUUCCUAAAGUUAAAUAAUUAUAUUUAUUCAUAUACACUUAUGUACUAGUUCCUUUACAGCUCUUAUUUAGCGUGGCUACCGCUCUCCUAGAGGUGUCAUAGAUCUAAUGUUGCACUUUUAUAACACUAUACUGUUAAAUAUGUGUUAGUCACACUAUGUCCUGGUGCGAAGUCUCGCCCAGGAAGGCCUUACUCGUGGUGGUUCUCGUGCUCUCCUCUGCCUUUCUCGGUUGCUCCUUUUCUUUUUUUUUUUUUUUUUUUUGUUUCACGAGGAAGAGGAAAAUCUUCACAAAGCCCACUCUACUCCGGAGGAACUGACCGCCGAGUCACUCGGGCAAGGUUGGCCAGACCAGAAUUAAUCCGGACGAGAACAACCCCUCCCGGCUAACCACUCGAUAGUCCUCCCUCGGCGAAAAGGGGAAGACGCCCUGGAGCCCGUACUCCAGGGUGUGGAGGAUUCGAUGCGGGUACAUCGCUAACGAUUCUAUCACGCAUCGCCUACCCCCUAAAAACCUCUCCCUUAGUAUCUCUUACUCUGAACGAACUUACUCUGCUUCCCGUCGGACGUCAUUCCUUUGGUAGGCACUCGCAUCCCAUACAAAAGUAACUUUCGCAGCAAGAAAAUACGGGAUCCUACUCUAAUUAAUAUAUCUUAUUUCGGCCGUGUUUCAGCUAUGAUCUUCACUAAUUUAUACUUAUUUAGUAUACAAAACUUGCCAAGUUUAAAAAAGGCAUAGCCGCAGUUUUCUCAUGGGUGCCUAUUAGCACCUGUAUAACACGCAUGUUUCGUGUUAGCGUCGCUGAUAUUAUGAAGUUCCUGUAGCUAUGCGGGUAGGGGCGUAGCCUAGCACCGGGCGGCCACGCGCAGGGAGAAUGUGCGUCCGCGCCCCUUUGAUGAUUCUUUUCUUUAAUGGCACUUUUGCAAAAGUUCUUAAAAAUUUUCUACUUACUAAUAUCAUUUAAACUAGCUUCGAAAAUUUCCUCCAAGCUAAGAUCAGCCUCAAAAGCUUCCAUCAGAAUGGUCCGCUGUGUCUGCCACGCUUCACAUCGCGCGAGUGUGUGUUCUGUCGUGUCGGGUUUCCCGCUCUGAUAGGCACACGUUGCCGACAGCAAUCGGGACAUAUUUCUAUUAAUAUUUUCAUUACUGAUUCCCCAUGAUAGCAGUCUCCGAAAAUCGACUGAAAAUUUUAUACAUUCUUGUUUUUUCAAGGUACGGAUAAAUUAUUACAUCCAGUGUGUCAGAACUAUAUAUAUGUAUUGUAAAAAGAAAUUAAAGUUUUCUUUAACAAAUAUAAAUUGCAGCAAAAAUAAAUUGAUUAAUAGUAUUUUGUAUAAUUUUUGACUUUAUUUUUGUACUCUAACCAACGAAAGACUGGUUCGUUUCUGCGUUUUAACAAAAAAAUGUCAAAAUUUUAACACUGCAGCAAAAACGCGUAGAUGGUCUAUGCGGUAGUUUUAUGAGAUGUUAGAUCAAGUUAACGUCAAUUUGUUUAUUAUUCGUAACUUACUAAAAAAUAACCCAGAAAAGUGUAAAGAUUACGUACGGGAACUAAGUAUAGCUCUCAUCAAGCCUUUUUUGACGCAUCGUCUCACUUUUUCAACGUUGCGAAUUGUAUUGCGUAUACGAAUCGAAAGUUUUGUAGAUUACACAGACAUUCUUAAAGAUCAAGAUUCUCGCAAUUUGUUGGCAAACAAUAAAAUAACCAAACCAAAAGAUGUUUAUUAUGUCCGUCUACUUUUGAUCAAAAAACAAUGUAUAAAUAUUAAAAUGUGACAAACCGAUGUGUAAACAUCAUACAACAAAAAUUUGUUGCGAAUGUUCCAUGUAAUAAAUAAUAAUAAAAUAUGUUGUAUAUUUUA
This is a messenger RNA of Solenopsis invicta (red fire ant), 2534 nucleotides long. RefSeq lists its product as uncharacterized. The transcript is spliced from 3 exons. The record is from RefSeq and is a predicted model, not a curated record. Bases 1 to 723 code for a protein of 240 amino acids. NCBI's taxonomy places the organism in Eukaryota, Metazoa, Arthropoda, Insecta, Hymenoptera, Formicidae.